Molecule: messenger RNA, 1140 nt
Organism: Pochonia chlamydosporia 170
Lineage: Eukaryota; Fungi; Ascomycota; Sordariomycetes; Hypocreales; Clavicipitaceae
Product: delta(24)-sterol C-methyltransferase
Exons: 3
Coding region: 1-1140 (379 amino acids)
Biological process (GO): ergosterol biosynthetic process
Cellular component (GO): endoplasmic reticulum
Molecular function (GO): sterol 24-C-methyltransferase activity
Source: RefSeq, a predicted model, not a curated record
AUGUCCAGCCAAGUCCUGCUAUCAGCAAAAGAUGCCAGAAACUCUGCAUUCGAUAAAGUCCUCCAUGGCGGCUCGUCCGAGUCCCGAGGCGGCCUGCGAGCCAUGAUGGGCAAAGAUCGAGAGGCCAACGAAGCCGCUGUCAAGGAAUACUUCCAGCACUGGGAUAACAAAAGUGCCCAAGAUGAGACUGAAGCCGUAAGACAGGCUCGCACAGAUGAUUAUGCCACUAUUACCAGACAAUACUACAACAUUGCUACUGAUUUUUACGAAAACGCCUGGGGCGAAUCCUUCCACUUCUGCCGCUUUGCUCAAGGAGAAGGAUUUUCUCAGGCCAUCGCUCGACAUGAACACCUCCUCGCAGCGCAUACUGGUCUCAAAAAGGGCAUGAAGGUCCUAGAUGUGGGUUGUGGAGUUGGCGGUCCAGCCAGAGAAAUGGUUAGAUUCACAGGCUGUCACGUCACUGGCCUCAAUAUCAAUGAAUAUCAAGUUGAGCGAGCGAAAAUCUACGCCAAGAAGGAAGGUCUAGCCGAUAAACUGGACUUUGUCCAAGGCGACUUCAUGAAAAUGCCAUUCCCAGAUAACUCCUUCGACGCAGUCUACGUAAUCGAAGCGACAUGUCACGCCCCCUCCCUGGCAGGCGUAUACCGCGAAAUGCACCGCGUCCUCAAACCAGGAGGCACGUUCGGCGUCUACGAGUGGCUCAUGACAGAGGCAUACGACAACAACAACCUCGACCACCGCCGCAUACGGCUAGAUAUCGAACAAGGCGAUGGCAUACCCCAAAUGUUCAAAGUAUCAGAAGGACUGGCAGCUAUUCAAGAAGCUGGAUUUGAGCUGCUGUACCAUGAGGACCUUGCUGCUACGGAUACAGGCUCCGCGCCGUGGUACUGGCCGCUCGGUACGGAUUUGCGGUACGCGCAGAACGUUUGGGAUGCGUUGACGGUUUUGAGGAUGAAUCGGUGGGGGAGGGUUGUUGCGCAUGCGUUUUUGCAUGUUCUGGAGGUGGUGAGGGUUGCGCCGGCGGGGACGAGGAAGACGGCGGAGAGUUUGGGUAGGGCGGCGGAUGCGUUGGUUGAGGGGGGGAGGAGGAAGUUGUUUACGCCUAUGUAUUUGAUGGUUGGGAAGAAGUCGGACGUUUGA